GUUGUAAACAGGGAGGGAUGGGGGUGGUGGUGUCAGGAGGAAUACGGUAAUCGUGCCCCCACCUUUCACGGGGAUGGGAAAGGGACCAGCGUGUCAGAGCUGCGCCGUGUACCCGGGGGAGCACGGUCCUGCGUGCCCCGCCCUCUUCCCCCCGUGCUUGUGUUUCAUGGGAACGGGAAGAGCUUGCGAGGGAGGGGCGUCAAAGCCAUGCCUUCUAUACGAAGGAAUACGGUAAUCGUUGCCCCCACCCACCGGUGGCGAUGGACGAGGUUAUGAGGAAGGGGCCAGGGUCUCGACGCUGCGCCUUGUACAUGGAGGAAUACGGUCAUGUUUGCACCCCCGCCCCCCUCUUCCAGCUGGUUUUUUAAUGGGAACAGAGGGAUGCCAGAGCUGUGCCUUCUAUAUGAAGGAAUACGGUGAACGUGUGAGGCCAUCGCAGCUGCCAUGUCGCACCCCCAGGCGCCCCCCCCCUAUGACAAGGACCCCCUGUACCCAACCCCGCCGGGGGGGUACCCACAGCCAGGGGGGUACUCACAGCCUGGGGGAUACCCUCCACCGGGGGGGUACUCGCAGCCUGGGGGGUACCCGCCGCCCGCCCCCUAUGGGCAGCCAGGCUAUGGGUACCCCCCUGUGGGGGCGCCAGUGCCCCCCAUGCCCACGCUGCCCAUGAACUUAGGGGACGACGCCAUCAUGGCCACCGACUGGGAGGACAAGAAGGGCCGGCCAGCGCGGCGCUACCCCUGGAACAUCAUCCUGCUCGCCGUCUUCACGCUGGCCAUGGGCUUCAUGACGGGCACCAUCUCCAGCUGGUAUGGCACCAAGGCCGUAUUCAUCGCCAUGAUCAUCACGGCCAUCGUGGCCAUCGUCGUCACCGUCUUCUGUUUCCAGACCAAGGUUGAUUUCACCUCCUGCACGGGGCUGUUCUGCGUCCUCGGCAUCGUCAUCACGGUAACGGGCAUCGUCACCGCCAUCGUCCUGUCCUUCAAAUACGUGAGUUUCCUGGCCUACGACACGCAGCUGGUGCUGGGCAACCGGAAGCAGGCGUUGGGCGCGGAGGAGUACGUGUACGGCGCGCUGCGCAUCUACACCGACAUCAUGUCCAUCUUUACCUCUGUGCUGCAGCUGGUCGGCCGCAGAUAGAGCCCGUGUCCCGCCCGCGCUGGCCGGCUCCGUGCCGCCCCCGGGCACGCAGAUGCAUGGGAGGGGGAGGCGGGCCCUUGCCUUAUUGCCCCCGCCCCUCCCCAGGGCCUGGGUGCGUCCCGGCCUCACCAGCCCGGGAUGGGAGGUGCUGCGCGGGGCGCACGUGGGACGCUGGCUGACACGUGGGCACACGCACGUGCUCCGGCCACGUGGCUGUACCCGUGUCUCUCCCCCUCCCGCCCCGGGGCUGCUCUGUGCCUUAACGGUGCAUGCACCAACAUGGCGGCACGGUGUGGGGGAGGGUGGAGGGGCCCCCAGCAAAGGUGGGGGGGCUCUGCUUGCUGCACCUGGCACCCCAUGGCCAGCCCUGCCCGGGACCCCCCACAGCGCCAGGCAGGGGCUGAGCCUGCUUCGCCGACACCAAAGAUGCUACCAAUAAAGUGCCCGUCUGACA
Molecule: messenger RNA, 1594 nt
Organism: Alligator sinensis (Chinese alligator)
Lineage: Eukaryota; Metazoa; Chordata; Crocodylia; Alligatoridae
Gene: TMBIM1
Product: transmembrane BAX inhibitor motif containing 1
Exons: 8
Coding region: 445-1140 (231 amino acids)
Biological process (GO): negative regulation of apoptotic signaling pathway
Cellular component (GO): Golgi apparatus; endoplasmic reticulum; membrane
Source: RefSeq, a predicted model, not a curated record